AUGGCGCUGCUGGACCUGUGCGAGCGCGCCCGGGACGCCGCCGCGUCCGCCAAGCAGCACGUGCGCGCGGCGCGGCGCGCGCUCCGGAGAGGGGACGCCGCGCUCGCCAGGGCGGCCGUGCGGGAUUACGUCCGGUGCCUGGCGAAGGCCGGCAAGGAGGCCGGGGCGAAGAAGGCCCCGGGCAGGCGCGUGACGCCGACGGACGCCGAGGCGCCGGCCGCGGUGAGGGUACUCUCGGAGGCGGUGGCGGUCACCGUCGCCGUGCUGCAGCCAUGGUUAACCUUACCGGUGGGAACCGGUCCGCGUGUGCUGUCGUCGCUGUUCGCGCGAGUCGUGGACACGAGGAAGAGCAGGUGGUGCGUCGUGUCGAGGCUGGUGCGCAGCGACUGGUCGCUUGGUGUGUGUAGAGAUUUGGACGGGGAGGAUGGGGUGAUGAGCGCUCAGGAGACGUUGCAGGAGCUGGAGGACAGUGUGGAGACCGUGGAGAGCGAGCUGGAGCAUCUGUUCAGGCAUAUUGUUCAGAGCAGAGUUGCCCUGCUCAAUGUGCUUACCUUGUAA
This is a messenger RNA of Panicum virgatum (switchgrass), 558 nucleotides long. RefSeq lists its product as uncharacterized. Gene Ontology annotation, biological process: shoot system development; root development. Bases 1 to 558 code for a protein of 185 amino acids. The record is from RefSeq and is a predicted model, not a curated record. NCBI's taxonomy places the organism in Eukaryota, Viridiplantae, Streptophyta, Magnoliopsida, Poales, Poaceae. The transcript is spliced from 2 exons.